Psilocybe cubensis is the source of this 3912-nucleotide messenger RNA. RefSeq lists its product as uncharacterized. Lineage: Eukaryota; Fungi; Basidiomycota; Agaricomycetes; Agaricales; Agrocybaceae. The transcript has 6 exons. Gene Ontology annotation, molecular function: guanyl-nucleotide exchange factor activity. The coding region runs from base 1 to 3912 and encodes 1303 amino acids. Gene Ontology annotation, biological process: regulation of ARF protein signal transduction. The record is from RefSeq and is a predicted model, not a curated record.
AUGAUAUCGACCCCGUCGCCGUCUUCAGCACACCCCUUUCUGAUCCCAGCGGAAUCUCACAUGUCUCCACUUAAACGGCCUAAUGUUUCUAACCCUCACGAUGCGCCUUCCAACUCUCCACCGCCAUAUACACAAAGCUCCUCUUCGUCGGUAUUGCUUGCCGAGAUGACAACUACCCGGACGGAGGUUGUAACUACAACGACUACAGAAACUACAACCCAUUUCUUUUCUCUGCCUUACUGGAAAAGACGUAAUGGCGCACUGUCUCCAGCUUCACAACGGACCAGCAUUGAUGAUCUUUCGUCAUCUAUCACCUCUUCGAAGUCUGGAACCUUCCCGUCAUUUGUGGAUAAGGCAUUACCACCAACUCCACCAGAGCCUCUCGACACCUCUUUUACGACAAACGAAAAACGCGACGGCCAAACGACAAACACAACGUCUCCUAUAUAUCAUCCCGACGAUGUGCCUUCUCAGCCUCGGAAAGUUAGUACAGGGACUCAGUCUGCAGCCGCUUUGGCCCAUGCAGCGUUAGGGUUAGGCUUACCCCACGUAGGCUUACCUCACUCGUCAGUGUCCUUCCCCCGUCCGAGUUCAAGCCACAGCCCCUUGGGAAGUCGUACUUCUCCUUCCUUAUCUUCUCCAGGUGUUAGAAGAUCAAAAAGUUCACAUCGUAUAUUAUCAAAACGCGUUUCUGAAACUCAAGAAAAUGACCAUGCACAAAUACGGGUCGACUCGCGUAGGCAGCGAGGCCUAUCUUUUAAUUCUUCUUCUUUCCUGAACGUCGCCAACUCCGAUAUCAAAGGGAAAGGGAAAGACACAGCGAUACCUACAACUGCACCAGAAACCGCAAAGAAGCCCCCGAAGCCUCUGACCCGUAAAUCAUCCUUUUGGAAUAGAAGAAAAGGGAUAGAUGCCGGUGAAUCGACGAACCCAGUGUCGGAUGAUUCAUUUGUAUCACUGCCCCCACUUCCUCCUGUUCAUCAUGUCUCUCCCUUCGAUGUUCAUGAUUUCCAGAAUUCUCCGAAUUCGACAAUAGGUUCUAACAGAGAACAAAUACAUAGCACCCGGCCUUUUCAUCCCAAUUUGUCUUCACCAGAAAUAUUGGAUGGCUCAAAAUCAACAUUGCCUUGGCCGACUUCAGAGCAAGCUACAACUUUCAACGGUGUAACAGAAUCAUUGCAAUCAAACGGCACUCCGUCAUCUUACUCGAGGGCAAGAAGACAAACGAGCACACCCUUUCUUCACAGAUUAUCUCUUGGUGUUUUUUCCCCCGGGGAAUCCUCCCCUUCUGCCAGUUCUGCGCUUCAUGUUUAUCCACAGUCUGCGACGGCAUCUAUUACUCCCACAAUUUUUCCUUGUAAACAAGAAACCCCAAUUCCUAGACCGCACAGCGAGGAAGAAUCCCCCGAGGGAUAUUUAACGCGCUUGAAAAAUGCAGUUAGCAAAUCAGAAGUCGCGGGUAUCUUGGCCUCAAGCUCUGACCCUUUUCACGCUCGUGCGCUCCGAGAAUAUAUCAGCCAAUUUGACUUCCUAGAUAUACCUCUUGAUGUUGCUCUACGGAAGUUGCUCAUGGAAGUUGGACUUCCACGAGAAACGCAACAGAUCGACAGAGUAAUGGAAGCCUUCGCUUACCGAUAUAUGCAAUGCAACAGUGAUAUCUUUGUAUCUGAGGACCAUCCUUAUAUAUUAGCAUUCAGCUUGAUAAUGCUGCACACAGACACGUUUAAUCCUUCUAACAAGCGGAAAAUGACUAAGUCCGAUUAUAUCAAGAACACGAAACUUCCGGGCAUUCCAACAGAAAUUUUAGAUUGCUUCUUUGAUAAUAUUGUCUUCGCUCCUUUCAUCUUCAUUGAGGAUCCAGUUGACUUUAAUGGCCAACCUGGGUUAGUUUCCGACGUUACGCGACCUUCUUUGGUUAGCACGCCUUCCUCGUCUGUGUCGGUGAAUGGUUCAGGUUCAUUCAAGAUGGGCAAUCGAGUAGAUCCGUACUAUUUGAUUACAAAUAAUUUACUUGAACCACUACGGGUGGACGUCAACUCUUUGGUGUCUUUAGAAAACCCGUUUACGUAUGAGGGUACAGAUGGUCCCUGGGACGAACACGAACUGCAUCAAGCGUUCGUUAACGCAAGCGUCAUUGAGAUCGAGAUGCCAACGGUCAAUCGGGCGAUGUCUCUGUUCGCCCGAAGCCCCAGUUUGAAAUCUACCCCUUUGGUCUCGGUUGGUAAUGGAGCAGAAGAUUACCCUUCUGUACAACAAAAGGGAGAAACAUGGAGCUUAAAAGUUAGUAAGGUAGGCAUCCUCAACAGGAAAGAUGACGUGACCGGAAGCGGCAAAAAAUCAUCAAACCGAAAAUGGAAAACUUGGACAGUUGUUUUGACUGGAUCGCAAUUGCUUUUAUUUCGUGACAAUUCCUGGGCUGCAGCCUUGAAUCAGCCUUACGAGUCAUUUGCCGAGCAUGUUGUAUCUCCUGCUCUACCAAGCUCUACAUUUAGGCCAGAUGAAACCUUUUCGGUAAAGGAUGCAAUAGCUGUUUACGAUAGUUCAUAUAUUAAGCACAAACAUGUGAUGCGAUUCGUUUUGCCAGAUGGACGCCAAAUUCUUCUGCAGGCAUCUGAUGCAAAAGAUCUCAAUGAAUGGAUAUCCAGGAUUAAUUACGCCAGUACAUUCAAGACAGCAGGGGUGCGGAUGCGCCCCCAAGGGUUAUCUAGCGAAGAUGCACUCCUGACAGGUGUUGCAGCAGCUACAUCUCAUCUUCAUGAUCUACAAAAACACCCUGACCAUUCAAAUAUCGCUCGUGCUCGCUCCUGGGACUCUAACGCUCCACAGGACCUUAUGGAGAUGUUGUCAGGACCUCCCGCUGACCGAACUGCCCUUAAACGAAGGGUUACAAUGGUCACCACAAACGCCAACUUUGAUCUGGACGUACCAGUGGCCCCGGAAGUUGAAGGAGCUGAACAAUUCAAAGCAACCUUUGACCAGGUCAAAGCUGAUCUAGCGUCUGAAAUAUGGCCCUCAGAUCAUGAAGCGUGGUUGCCAGAAGGAGAUGAAGUUACCAACGUCUACGACUCUCCCUUGGGCUCUCCUUUGUCCAUAGGUAGCACCAAUUCUCGUCUUCCUUCACGGUCCCAGAUCAUUCAAAGCAAGAUCAUUGAACUCGAUUCAAAGAUUGAAGCAACGCAGAAUCACCUUGAUGCCGAUAUGCGCUUCAUUCGUAAUAUCGCGAUCCUUACUCCAUUCCAAAAGUCCACUCGUUCAAGACUUGCUACGUCUUUACAAGGCGUGGCUAAACGUGUUACUCAACUUCGUUUAGAAAUGGAGAAACUACAGUGUCAUCGCGCGGUGCUUCGUUGUGAUCUUUCUUCAGAGGGACGUUCGUGGAAUUAUUCCAAACGCGUAGCUCUGCGAGUGGCUAAGAAGACCCUACAAACCCGGCGUUCUCAGACUAUCCCUGUGAUGUCUGUCGAGCUUCCUAAGAGCCCUCUGUUUUCGGAUGAUUUGUCGAAGGAGUCCCCUCCCCUUUCUCAAAGACUAGGCUCAUCACCAUCUGAUUCUUUCCAUUCUGCUGCCGAAUCUGGCUUUGCAUGGCCAUCGUCGGAAGACCUCAAUCUCCUUGGCUCUCAGUUUGGCACAUCGAGGCCCGAUCUUUCUUGUUCCAGUUCAUCUUUUCCCAAAGAAUGGACAAAUGAGGACAAGCGCCAAAGAUCAUCGUCACUGUCAUCCGACUCUAAUCACCUGUCUUCUAAUCAUGGACAUGAAGAUAUCGGUCUUGUGUAUUUUGAUACCCAGGAAGGUAUCGAAGAUGACCUAGCGGAGGAAUGGAACCGGACUAGAUGCGCCCAACGCGUCUCUCUCAUUCAAGUACCGUCCAACAUCAUGAUCACGAACAGAUUAAAGAAUCAAUCACAUUCCUAA